Messenger RNA from Siniperca chuatsi (mandarin fish), 1059 nucleotides. RefSeq names its product N-alpha-acetyltransferase 10, NatA catalytic subuni (gene naa10). The transcript has 8 exons. Gene Ontology annotation, cellular component: NatA complex. Bases 177 to 839 code for a protein of 220 amino acids. Lineage: Eukaryota; Metazoa; Chordata; Actinopteri; Centrarchiformes; Sinipercidae. Gene Ontology annotation, molecular function: protein-N-terminal-glutamate acetyltransferase activity; protein N-terminal-serine acetyltransferase activity. The record is from RefSeq and is a predicted model, not a curated record. Gene Ontology annotation, biological process: N-terminal peptidyl-glutamic acid acetylation.
UCUGUCGUUAUUGUAGCACGCUCCUUCCUCCCCUCCGUUCCUUGCUAGCAAGUCAACUUAGCUAGCUAGCGAUAGAAGCUCUUUAAACCUUAUAGUGUAAUUAUUAUGAAUUGAUUGAUCGGUGUAGUAUAUUUGAUAUCUGUUUCCAAAGUCUGGAUAACAAGCCAACUAACAAAAUGAACAUACGAAACGCAAGGCCCGAGGACCUUAUGAAUAUGCAGCACUGUAACCUGCUGUGUCUUCCAGAAAACUACCAGAUGAAAUACUAUUUCUAUCACGGAUUGUCCUGGCCUCAGCUUUCCUACAUUGCAGAGGAUGAAAAUGGCAAAAUUGUGGGAUAUGUGCUGGCAAAGAUGGAGGAGGACCCAGAUGAUGUACCCCAUGGACACAUCACAUCCCUGGCAGUGAAGCGCUCCCACAGACGUCUUGGCCUGGCUCAGAAGCUGAUGGACCAGGCCAGCCGGGCCAUGAUAGAAAACUUCAAUGCUAAAUAUGUCUCACUUCAUGUUCGCAAAAGCAACCGAGCAGCCCUGCACCUGUACUCAAACACACUCAAGUUCCAGAUUAGUGAGGUGGAGCCUAAAUACUAUGCAGAUGGGGAGGAUGCCUACGCCAUGAAGAGAGACCUGGCCCACAUGGCCGAUGAGGUCCCACAGCUGAGAAAGCCUGGAGUGCGUGUGUCGGGUCAGGAGGCCCCGUCUGGCCAGAGCCCAUCAGGGUCUGGUGACCAGGAGAGAGAAAGCGAGAGAGACAGCGGAGGGGAGAGCAAAGAGCUGAGUGAAGUCAGCGAGGCAACAGAAAGCACAGACGUUAAAGAUUCUUCUUCUGAUUCACAAUGACGCUGCAGUCCUAGACAUUUUUAAAUUCAUCCCUCCCUUCCUAUUUUUAUCUCUAUUUGACAAUAUCUCGGGCUUUACAAACUGUGACUAUCUGUGCGUCAAAGCUGCUCCCACAUUUCCAUCACCUUUUUCUUAAAUCUUGCUUUUCACUGCAGCGCUGAACAAAAAGUCUUGGAUAAUGACAUGAAUCGGGGUGUUAUCUAAAUGAAACUAAAACGAA